CACAGAAGCUGACUUUUUACACAGAGCCAACACAAACUCUGUUAUUCUCCGUCGUGUGGCGAAAAGAUAAAAAGAAAUGCAGCAGCAGCACCUGCUCCGACUAGUACUCUCAUGUCGGAAAAUAACAGCGCAGGUAACAAACUCCAACACCUCAACAAUUAUCGCCAUGUCAUCUUCUUCAGAGCAAGAAUUCCUCGCUCAGUACCGUGCCAGACUCAAUCGAUUCCCCCGAUCCCACAAUUUCUGGGACGCCAAAAUGGCCUCCCGCGUCGGCGAGAAAUUAGGGUUUCGACUUAAAGAAAUUGGGGUUAGUAGCAUUGAUAUCGAUCUCGACGAAGAGCUUUCGCGUCCCGUUCAUUAUAGGAGGAGAGUUUUGCCUUUAUUCGAUUCGGUUAAACGGGUCGGUGUUGAUGUUGGUGGCGGUGUUGAGAAAUUGGGUGAGAUUGGGCCUGUUGAUAUUUGAUUUCAUUGACUGAGGUAUAUGCACCCACUGAUUAUACAAUUUGUAAUCAAUAAUGAAAUUUUAUCUCAAAUUUUGACAUUGAAGGUAUAAAUAUGAUUGAAAUUGUGUACUUUUUGUAUUCA
Messenger RNA from Mercurialis annua (annual mercury), 585 nucleotides. RefSeq lists its product as uncharacterized. Gene Ontology annotation, cellular component: ribosome. Bases 77 to 463 code for a protein of 128 amino acids. Lineage: Eukaryota; Viridiplantae; Streptophyta; Magnoliopsida; Malpighiales; Euphorbiaceae. Gene Ontology annotation, biological process: translation. The record is from RefSeq and is a predicted model, not a curated record. The transcript has a single exon. Gene Ontology annotation, molecular function: structural constituent of ribosome; 5S rRNA binding.